Cyphellophora europaea CBS 101466 is the source of this 2226-nucleotide messenger RNA. RefSeq lists its product as uncharacterized. Gene Ontology annotation, cellular component: Golgi apparatus. Bases 1 to 2226 code for a protein of 741 amino acids. The transcript is spliced from 2 exons. The record is from RefSeq and is a predicted model, not a curated record. Lineage: Eukaryota; Fungi; Ascomycota; Eurotiomycetes; Chaetothyriales; Cyphellophoraceae. Gene Ontology annotation, biological process: carbohydrate phosphorylation; N-glycan processing to lysosome. Gene Ontology annotation, molecular function: UDP-N-acetylglucosamine-lysosomal-enzyme N-acetylglucosaminephosphotransferase activity.
AUGGGCGCGUGCGAUGACUGUGGUCCAGGUUGCAACAUCCACCGCAACAAGUGGCAGCGAAGGGUUCGACUCCCGAGACGUCUGACGCCUAGGAGGCAUGUUCUAAUCUGGACCUUGCUAUGCCUUGUCACCUGGCAGUUGCUACAUAAUCGCACACGGCUGAACCUAUUCUCAAGUCGCAAGCAUACCGGUACGGCCCUGGGGCAUAUUGAGGCGCUACCAGAAUCAACGAAAGGCGAGAUUAGGCAAAAACGGCCCCGUGAUACCUCGUCCAACUCCCAAGCCACGCCAGAGGAACUCACAAUUGACUCCGUACAAGGAGACAAUGCCAAGAAAGAUCAGACGAUCAUAUCUCAGGACAAGCAAGGAGCUUCAAAACACGGCGAAGACGACGAGGAUGAUGACGAAGCCAUGAUCCGAAAGCACAAAGCCGCAGAGUCCAAAGAGCUGCCCGUCGAAGGAGGUCUAGUCAUUGGGAAGGAGGCCAGUCCUGAUCCCGAACAAGAGCAGAGUCAGGAGUCUGAGCAGCACCUAUCUCUCGAAUCACGGGCAGAGUCGCUACCAGACUUCAUAUAUGUGCCUUUUGAGGAAGCUGUCAGAGAUGAGAAGCUCGCUGGAUGGGAGGACGAGUGGAUCGGCCAUGGCAUCUUGGACACUGCUAAAUCUGGGGGCUUGACAGAACCCAAGAUUGACUUUGUGUACCUUUGGGUCAAUGGAUCAGAAGAGGAAUUCCGCAAUACAAUGCUCCCUUGGGAGGUGAAGUCUGUGCUCAACGACCCCGAAGGACUCUGGAUGGCGUCUCAUGGGGUCAAUCGGUACCGAGAUUGGGACGAACUCCGAUAUUCAUUACGAAGUAUACACCGCAACGCCGGCCACUUCCGGAACAACAUUCAAAUCCUCGUCAACUCGAUAGAUGCCUCGACAUCGUCAGAUGGCAAAUGGCAGCGUCAGACACCUUCAUGGCUGCGAGAAAAGUCAGAUGCACACAAUAUCCAGGUCGUUGCACAGGAGGACUUUUUCGACAAAACGACGGCAGCCUGCCUGCCCACCUUCAACUCGUUGACAAUUGAGAACCAGCUUUUUAAUGUUCCUUCCAAUGCGGACCACUUCUUUGCUUUAUCCGACGAUAUGCUACUUGGUGCUCAGCACUCGCCCUCGGACAUCUUCUCGCCACUCUUUGGACCAGUAAUGGGCUUCAAAACGAAUGGCUACAGCACCGUCUCUCCACCCACGGAGCAGGAUGCUCGUCGUUUCGGCGAAAAGCCUUACCUGAUCUACACCUCUUGGCUUCUCAAUCGUCGCUUCGGCAUUCGAAAACGCAAGGGUCAGAGUCAUUUUGGACAUUCGCUCUCCAGGAGCAUCAUGCGAGAAGCUAUCAGCUCCUUUCCUCGGCCAGAGCUGCGAAGCGCUUGCAAGCGGUUUCGAGGUGAGCCUGGCUUUCAGCUUUACUCUUGGUAUGUCACGUUUCACUAUCUGAUCGAGCGACAUCGGGAAGCUCUGUUAUGGAGUUAUCUUAUGCUUCGAAGCGACGUUGAUGGUGACGGCUCCUUAUCAUUGUCGGAGCGGCGGCAGGUCGUUCAGGACAUUGAGAAUGGUCUUGACAACCUUCCCAAGACUUCAUUUCGGCGACGUUACUUCUACCAUGUUUCAGCAGCAUUGGAAAAAGCAGGGCUUGCGCCGCCACAGGUCAACACCAACAUACAGUGGACGUCUCUCGAUGGCCCUGUCUCUAUGCGGGAUGCCGAUUGCAGCGAUUUCGAUGUGGACGACUGCCUGGGUCCAGGAUUCAACCUAUCACGCACUUCCACCGGAAAUCCGGUGUUCACCUCAGCAGUCAUCUUUGACCGCGCAGCACGGCAAAACCCACACUGCGGAGACUGCCUGCUGAAAAUCAUCCUACAUCAAGUGCGGCAGGGCAUGUCGCCGCUUCUACCCUCAGCUGAGCAUCAGCCACAGCAACGAGAGUUGGUCGUCAAGGCUCUCAUGCGAUAUAAAUAUACAAUUAUGGACCCCACAAACUCACUGUUUGUCAUGGUCACGGACGCCGAUCAAGUUGACAGUACUCUUGUGCGAAAGUAUAUCCGAGAAGGCAAGGACAUUCCUGGCCAGCUCUGCCUCAAUGACGACGUCUCAACGACCGACGAAGAUGAACUUCAAGAUACCCACGAGGCGAUGACGGAAUUGCUUCAUGGCAUGUUUCCCGAAAAGGCAGAGUGGGAAAGGUGA